CCGGGGCGGGGUGAAGCGAAGCAGCGGCUGCCGUUCUCCGGCUGCGCGGCCGCCUCCUCCCCCUCCGCCUCUUCCUGGCCACGGCGAGAGGAGCUGUGCUGGCAGCGGGGAGGCGGCAGCGGCGCCCAGCUCCCUGCCCGCCAUGGCGAUCCGCAAGAAAAGCAACAAGAACCCGCCGGUGCUGAGCCAUGAGUUCAUCGUGCAGAACCACGCGGACAUCGUCUCCUGCAUGGCCAUGAUCUUCCUGCUGGGGCUCAUGUUCGAGAUCACAGCAAAAGCAGCUGUCAUUUUUGUUACACUUCAGUAUAAUGUUACCAUUCCUGCCACAGAAGAACAAUCUGCAGAAACAGUCUCUCUCUAUCACUAUGGCAUCAAAGACUUGGCUACGAUUUUCUUUUACAUGCUUGUAGCAAUAAUCAUACAUGCUAUAAUUCAGGAGUAUGUACUAGAUAAAAUUAACAGGAAAAUGCACUUUUCAAAAACAAAGCAUAGCAAGUUCAAUGAGUCUGGGCAACUUAGUGCAUUCUACCUUUUCUCCUGUGUUUGGGGAACAAGUAUUCUUGUCUCUGAGAACUACAUAUCAGAUCCAACUUCUCUGUGGAGGGACUAUCCGCACACUCUGAUUCCGUUUCAAAUGAAGUUUUUCUACAUCUUACAGUUGGCAUACUGGUUUCAUGCUUUUCCAGAAUUAUACUUCCAGAAAACUAAAAAAGAAGAUAUCUUUCGCCAGAUUGUCUACAUUGGACUUUAUGUCUUUCAUAUUGCUGGAGCCUAUCUCCUGAAUCUGACCCAUCUUGGACUUGUUCUUCUGGUAUUGCAUUACUUCGUUGAAUUUCUUUUCCACAUAUCCCGUCUUUUUUACUUCAGUGAUGAAAGAUACCAGAAAGGAUUUUCACUGUGGGCAGUUCUUUUUGUUCUGGCAAGGCUUCUCACCUUGAUUCUUUCAGUCCUCACUUUUGGAUUUGGACUGGCAAGAGCAGAAGAUCAGCAGCUGAAUUUCAGCACUGGAAACUUCAAUAUCCUGGCUGUUAGAAUCAGUGUGUUGGCCUCCAUCUGCAUGGCUCAAGCAUUUAUGAUGUGGAAGUUUAUUAAUUUCCAGCUUCGGAGAUGGAGAGAGCAUUCUUCUUCUCAGCCUCAGUCAGUGAAAAAGAAGUUCGUAACAGCUAAAGGAAAGAACUCCAGAAAAGAAAGAGAAAAUGGAAUAAAUGGAACAGUGACCUCAAAUGGAGCAGACUCGCCUCGCAGCAGGAAGGAUAAAUCCUCGUAAAACUGGGUUUUACUAAGUUAAUUGACUAAUGUCCCCAAAGAAUCUGCUUUUUACAUGGAUGGCCCUUCAACACUAGAGAUGUUAUGGAUUAAAGAAAAUACAAUUCAUGUUUUUUGAUUAUUGCUGUUGUUUGAGAAACUUUUUUUAAAAGUCAUUUUGACUAAGGAAAAAGGUUUAUCUGUCUUCAAAUACUUGGGGGAGGGGAAUGGGAUACAACACUUUUUAAAUAACAUUGACACUUUUUUAAACAUUUGUUGGGAGAAAAUAACUUCACUUAAUGAGGAUCACUGUGGCAAUGUGUUAUUUCCUUCCAGUUUUUGUAAUCCCGGUGAUAGAUACUGUUCUACCAAUUUCACAUUUUCUAAGUUCUUCAAGAAGUAUUGCAAAAUUGAAGUAAAAACUUAGUAUGCAUUUUCAGAUACUCUGGCAUUUCAGAUAAUUGCGUUGAUUCCAAUUUACAGUUCAAAUUGGGAUUCCAAAACCACAUCAAUCAACCUCUUUAUUUUGUAGUUAAUAGCUACACAGUGUCUGCCCUAAGAAUUGCCCCAUACCAUUAAAACAAAACUGAACUAAUUGGAAA
Molecule: messenger RNA, 1847 nt
Organism: Apus apus (common swift)
Lineage: Eukaryota; Metazoa; Chordata; Aves; Apodiformes; Apodidae
Gene: TRAM1
Product: translocation associated membrane protein 1
Exons: 11
Coding region: 143-1267 (374 amino acids)
Biological process (GO): SRP-dependent cotranslational protein targeting to membrane, translocation; protein insertion into ER membrane
Cellular component (GO): endoplasmic reticulum membrane
Source: RefSeq, a predicted model, not a curated record